GCGCUCUAGCAGUACCCGCAGCCUGCAGCGUUCUCUAUGGUGACCCGGCAGGCGCUGCGGGUGUCAUGGCGGCCGUUGAGGUGGCAAUGCCGGGCGCCGCCGGACCGAGCCGUUGAGGCCUGUGCCGGGCUGGGGCCGAUGCUCACAGGCCAGCCUGGGCCCUGGGAUUAGUUUAGUGCGGCCGGGGCCGCCAUGGCGUCGUGGCUGGGGGGCCUGGGCGCGGGGCUGGGCCAGUCGCUGGGUCAGGUGGGCGGCGGCCUGUCCUCGCUCACCGGGCACAUCUCCAGCCUCACCCGGGACAUGCUGCUGGAGGGCGCCGAGGAGUUGCGCGAUGAAUCAGCAGAACUUCAAGUAUCCAAUUCUAGACUGAGAGAAAUAGAAAAUAUUCAAGCAGCACAAAAGUCUGAGAAUGAGAGACUGAAAAAAGUCUGUAGUGAUUUGGAAGAAAAACAUGAAGCGGCAGAACUUCAGAUAAAACAGUUAUCCAUAGAGUACCGAAAUCAGCUACAACAAAAAGAGGUGGAAGUCAGUCAUCUGAAGGCUAGACAGAAUGCGCUACAAGAACAAUUGCAAAAGUUACAGACAGCUGCUCAGGCAGCCCAGCCAGGAAUUGUGCCACCAACCACUACAUCAGCUUCCUUUGUUCCUGUGGUUAGACAUCAUUCUUCAGGUUUUCAAGGAGAUGACAUGGAUUUUGGAGAUGUAAUUUGGUCCCAGCAAGAAAUAAACAGAUUGUCCAAUGAAGUUGCUAGACUUGAAUCUGAGGUUGAUCAUUGGAAACAGAUUGCCCAGUCUUCCAAAGUACAAAGAACAAAUGAUGAUGAACAGAGUGAAAUCUGCAAGCUGCAAAAUACCAUCAAAGAGCUGAAGCAGAAUUUAAGUCAAGAAAUAGAUGAACAUCAACACGAGCUUUCAGUGUUACAGGAUGCACAUCGACAGAAAUUAGUAGAGCUAAGUCGUCGACAUCGAGAAGAAUUAGGAGAAUAUGAGGAGCGAAUUGAAGAACUUGAGAAUCAGUUACAGCAAGGAGGUGCAGGCGCUGAAGUUACUGAUCAUUCUAAAAUAGGUGAACUGAAAAAGAUCAUUCAGAACCUACAAACUGGAAAAGCAGAGAGCAUGCACAAUAUGAAGGAACUGGAGGGUCACAUUAAAGAACUAAAUCAGAAAUUAGUUUCUGCAGAAGAGAGAAAUAACAUCCUGCUUAAAGAGCAAGAAUUGGUAAAGGUGGAAAAAAGCCAAAUAAUGCAAGAAUAUGAAAGGCUGAAUUCUGAGUUUAGUAAGCUUCAAAAUUCUGUUGCAGAGCAGGAGACUAUUCUGAAAGAACAGGGGGGAAAGUUCCAACCUAUGUCAUCACCUGUGGAGGAAGAAGUGCUCAGACUACAGCAAGCACUGUUGGAUGCAGAAAAAGAAAUACUGAGACUUAAUAGCUUAAAGCAGGCUGACAGUUUCAUAGGUGCAGGAGAAGAUUUUCCAGAAGUUAAAACAGAUAUACAAGUCCUAAAAGAAGAAAAUCAUAAGCUAAGGAAAGAGAAGGAAGAACUUCAGAAGGAACUGUUGGACUUCCAGCAAAAAAACGCAGUUGUUACACCUGCUUCAACUGAAGAUCAGACUUUGGAAUUAAAUCAGUUAAGGCAAGACUUGGAGAGGAAGGAGCAUGAAUUCAAUGAAAGUAUUUCUGAACGUGAAACUCUAAAAACAGAAUUGGAAGAACUGGACAAGCAGAACCAGGAAGCUACACAGCAUAUGAUUACACUGAAAGAGCAGCUAUCAAAACAGCACACAGAAACUGAUAGUACCAUCAACCAACUAAAACUUGAUAUAGAUAUGGAAAAAAGGAGAGUGUCCGAACUGGAAGCUGAGAAGAUGGAAAUGAUUAAGGAGCUUGGAGUUCAGAAAGAAAAAUUGACUCAGUGUACAUUUGCACUUAAUGAUUUGCAUAUGAGUAAGCAGGAGCUUCAGGAUAACAUCAAGGGCCUACAUGAAAAGCUAAAGAAAGCCCAGGAUUGUAACUUAAAUAAUAAAAAAGAAAUUGCAGAAUUGCAGCAAAAACUGAAAGAAAAAGAGGAACUUUCUGUAUCCCAGAACAAGUUAACCAAAAUAAAUAAUCAGGAAUAUAACAUUAGCUGUCAAGAAAAAGAAGCAGAAAUUGCAAAAUUGAAUCAAGACAUUGCAGAAAAUAAGCAAUUAAAUAAAAUUUUGGAGAAAUCUGUGUUUGAUCUCCAAGCAGAAAAUGAAAAUCUGUUUGCAGACUGUGAAGAACUAAAGCGGCAGUUGCAUGAAGCCAUUAUGGAGAAGAAUAAAAUUUCCUUGGAAAAAGGUACUAUGCUGGAGGCUUUGACAAUGGAAAAAGGACAGUUGAAAUCUGAAUUGAAUCAGACUGAAAAGAGGCUGUUGGAACAGGCACAUAAAUAUGAGCGAACCAUUGAGGAAUUAACAAAUACACGUAGCUUGAACACCACAGCAUUGCAGCUAGAACAUGAGCAUCUGAUUAAACUCAAUCAAGAGAGAGAUUUUGAAAUAGCAGAACUCAAAAGAAACGUUGAGCAGAUGGAAACUGACCAUCAAGAAACUAAAGAGAUGUUGACAACUAGUUUGGGAGGACAAAAGCAGUUGACAGAACUCAUAAAAGAAAAAGAGGUGUUUGUUGAAAAAUUUAAAAAUCAAGCAAUACAGGUGCAGCGAGAACUUGAAGAAUAUAUUAAGGCUUCCAAAAAGCAUGAGACUGUAAGACAGAAUUUAGAGGAAAAGGACAGAAAUCUUGCAGUGAUGAAAGAAGAAAAUAAUCAUCUGAAAGAAGAGAUUGAAAGACUGAAGGACCAGCAAAGCAGAUCUUCAGUUGUGGCUGAGCCCAAAACUUUAGAUAUUAUUACUGAACUUGAAAGUGAGAUAACACAGUUAAAACUAAUAAAGAAUAAUCUUGAAGAGGAAAUAAAGUUUCACAAAAAAACAAUUGAAGACCAGCAUCAGAAAACAGUGCAACUUCAACAGUCUUUGCAAGAGCAUAGAAAAGAAAUAGAUGAAUCUAAAUUUCAGUGUGAGCAAAUGAAUGUCACACAUGAAAAACUUUUCUUGGAGAAAGAUGAAGAAAUUAAAAGUUUACAGAGAACAAUUGAACAAAUUAAAAUUCAGUUGCACAAUGAGAGGCAAGUCAUUCAAACAGAUUCUUCUGAUCUCUUUCAGGAAACCAAAGUCCAGACUCUUAAUGGAGAAAAUGGAAAUGAAAAACAUGAUUUAUCUAAGGCUGAAAUUGAAAGGCUGGUAAAAGGAAUAAGAGAGAAAGAAAUGGAAAUUAAACAUUUGAAUGAAAAGAAUGUCUCUCUGACUCGACAAAUUGACCAGUUGUCCAAAGAUGAAGUUGGUAAACUCACUCAGAUCAUUCAAGAGAAAGACUUAGAGAUACAAGCUCUCAAUGCAAGAGUUUCCUCAGCAUCUUACAGGCAGGACGUACUAUGCCUUCAACAACAGCUGCAAGCUUAUGUCAUGGAAAGAGAGCAAGUGCUAGCAGUUUUGAGUGAAAAGACUAGAGAGAACAGCCAGUUAAAAGCAGAGUAUCAUAAAAUUAUGGAUAUGGUGGCUGCUAAAGAAGCAGCUUUGAUAAAGUUACAAGAAGAGAACAAAAAAUUAUCUAAUAAGUUUGAAAACAGCAGCCAGGACAUGUUUAGAGAAACUGUUCAGAAUUUGUCUCGUAUCAUUCGAGAGAAAGAUAUUGAAAUUGAUGCCUUAAGUCAGAAAUGCCAAACUUUAUUGACUGUCCUACAGACAUCAAGUGCAGGUACUGAUAAUGGGUCAGGAGGUGUUAACAGUAAUCAGUUUGAGGAGCUUUUACAAGAACGUGAUCAACUAAAACAGCAAGUUAAGAAGAUGGAAGAGUGGAAGCAACAGGUUAUGACAACUGUUCAGAACAUGCAACAUGAAUCAGCUCAUCUUCAAGAGGAGCUACAUAAGCUUCAAGCACAGAUUUCGGUUGACAGUGAUAGCAACUCUAAAUUACAGCUAGAUUAUAAUGGCUUAAUUCAGAGUUAUGAACAGAAUGAGAGAAAACUGAAAAGUUUUAGUCAAGAGUUAGUACAAGUUCAGCAUAGCAUAGGACAGCUUCAUAACACCAAGGACCUUCUUCUGGGAAAACUUGAUAUGGUAAAGCCACCAUUGCAGAUGGCCUCUUCUGGUGUUUUACAAGCUUCAGGUAUUCCAAGUGGUACUCCUGAAAUACUCAGUGACCACUCUAAGCAACUUCAACAGGAAUUGGAACGGCUGAAAAAUAUAGUUCAGGAAAAAGAUGCGACUAUCAAAACUCUUCAGGAAAAUAAUCAAAGGCUAUCUGAUUCCAUGGCUGCAAAAUCAGAGUUAGAAAGAAAGGGCCAAGAGGAGACUGAUUCAGAGAUGAAGCAGAUAAGGGGAAAACAUGAUGUUUUGCAGAAGUCUCUUAAGGAAAAAGAUCUCUUGAUUAAAUCUAAAAGUGAUCAGUUGCUUUCUGUAAGUGAAAAUCUUAGUAACAAAGAAAAUGAAAAUGAACUUUUAAAACAAGCUGUAACUAAUCUUAAAGAAAGAAAUCUAAUUUUAGAAAUGGACAUCCGUAAGUUGAAAGAAGAAAAUGAAAAAAUAGUUGAAAGGUGUAGAGAGAGAGAAACAGAAUUCAGAGCAUUACAAGAGACUAACAUGCAGUUUUCAAUGAUGCUGAGGGAAAAAGAAUUUGAAUCCCACUCAAUGAAAGAAAAAGCUCUUGCUUUUGAAAAGCUAUUGAAAGAAAAAGAACAGGGCAAGACAGGGGAGUUGAAUCAGCUGUUAAAUGAAGUGAAGUCAAUGCAAGAGAAUGCUGUUAGUUUUCAGCAAGAGAGAGACCAAGUCCUGGUAGCGCUCAAACAGAAACAAAUGGAGAACAGUGCCCUACAAAAUGAGGUGCAGCAUUUGCGUGAAAAGGAGCAACGUCUAAACCAGGAAUUAGAGAGGUUGCGUAAUCACCUUUUAGAAAUGGAAGAUUCUUACACGCGGGAAGCUUUAGCUGCAGAGGACCGGGAGACCAAGCUGAGAAAGAAAGUGACUGUAUUGGAGGAAAAACUAGUAUCCUCCUCAACUGCAGUGGAAAAUGCAAGCCAUCAAGCCAGUCUGCAGGUAGAAUCCUUGCAAGAGCAGUUGAACUUGGUUUCUAAGCAGAGAGAUGAAACUAUGCUUCAGCUUACCAUCUCACAGGACCAAGUGAAACAGUAUGCAAUGUCAUUGGCCAACCUGCAGAUGGUACUAGAGCAAUUUCAACAGGAAGAGAAAGCUAUGUAUGCAGCAGAGCUAGACAAACACCAAAAACAAAACACAGAAUGGAAAAGGAAAGCUGAAAGGCUAGAGGAGAAAGUUGAAUCAUUACAGGAAAGCUUAGAGGAAGCAAAUGCUGCCCUGGAUGCAGCCUCACGACUGACUGAGCAGCUAGAUCUGAAAGAGGAGCAAAUUGAGGAGCUUAAAAAAGAAGGUAACAAAUUGAUUUUUCCCUGAAGUCUUGCAAGAAAUUGAGAAAGCAGUGGAAAGUUUACAGAAGGAAUAAACUACCAGAUUUUCUCUUAUAAAAGAGCAAAUUCUGUGUAAUCUGUGACAAGGUUGAAUUUUUCAAUGUGGAAAAAUUAAAGUUUAUAGACUAGAGGUCCUGAAUUGCAGGUCUCUUAUCAGGAGAUAAGAUAUUAUAUUUAUUUUUUCCAACAGUGCUAGUCCUUAGUUAAAUAAGCUCUUUAAAAACAUGCUUGUGAAGUGCUCAGAUAAGUGAUUGAGACUCAUCUAAAGAUAAAUAGUUGUUGUAUGUUGCUAUGCACACAAGCAUGACUUUUCCUGAAACUUGGGGUUCUUUUUCUUUAACAUUCAUUUUUUUCUAUUGUAUGUACUACUUUGUCCUCUGUGUUUCUAUCCUGCUUUAAAAAUCAUCUUUCAUUGUAAAUUUUAUCCUAAACACUUAAUAGAAAAUAAAUGGUUAAAGUAAUAGCAGGAAGGGAGUAGUAUAAUUGGGAGGGAGAUAUUUAAAUCUUCAGUUGGGAGGAUGAUGGGGUAAGGGGGAGUGGAAGAAGGGGAGGAGAGAGGAGAUGGUCUGGAUGGCUGCUAGCAUCAGCAGCAGAUGAGUUUGGCUGAAGGGGCAUAGAGAAGACUAAUAAUAGACCAAGUUAAGAGCAGGAAUAAAUGUGUGAGGUGUUUUGGCAACAAUAAGUCUUUGGGGGCAUUUUAACAAUUUUGGAGCAGUGAGGG
This is a messenger RNA of Gavialis gangeticus (Gharial), 6216 nucleotides long. It is a transcript of the gene TRIP11, whose product is annotated as thyroid hormone receptor interactor 11. Lineage: Eukaryota; Metazoa; Chordata; Crocodylia; Gavialidae. The record is from RefSeq and is a predicted model, not a curated record. The transcript has 17 exons. Gene Ontology annotation, cellular component: Golgi apparatus. Gene Ontology annotation, biological process: Golgi organization; endoplasmic reticulum to Golgi vesicle-mediated transport. Bases 193 to 5481 code for a protein of 1762 amino acids. Gene Ontology annotation, molecular function: small GTPase binding.